UUCGUGUUUUUUCAAUUUCGUGAUUGAAUUUGAAUUAACUUAUCUAAUGAUUCUCUUUACUUGUUUUAUAAGUUCUAGUUUUCUUUAUAGGUUAGAAGCUACCUAGGCCUAGCACCACAAUUCUGGUGGUGAAUUCGGACACGACACUGACACUGACACACAUCCACACAGGUAAUAACUUGAAAAAUAUGAAUGAAUUGAACUUAAUCACAAGUGUCGGUGUUGCACGGACAAGGACGGACACACCUUUUUACUGAGAUGUUGAUGAGAAUUAACCAAUUGUGAUAAUGACUUUGGAAUUAGUUGUUGCUUAGAAUUAUUUUUUUGGUCUUAAUCAUGAUGGCAAUUGGUUAGGAUGUAAGUAAAGAUAGAUCGAAUAUUAUUACUACCCAAGCAUUCGACCUUAGCUAGAAUGCUUUAAUCACUUGUGCUCAACCACUUGAUUUAGUUGGUGCUUAGAUUGUGUAGGAAUUUCCGCCUUCAUUGUGGUUUGGUCUGCCCCUAGUCGCCUAAAUUGCAGCAUUGGACUUGCUUUCAUCGCAAUCUCCAACACCUUCAUACUGUUGGGUUUGAAGGGGUGGAUUUACUUCCAUAUUGCUUAGAGAUAUGGCUCGUGUUUAUAAGUGGGGGCAAUCCUCACCUUACAAGUCGGUUUUGUAGGGUUGAGAUAGGCCAAACCACAAUUCUUAAGAUGGUAUCAGAGCCUAUCCUGGAUCACUUGUUGGGCUUCCCGCAUCAUCCACGCUUCGGACUCAGUGAGUCUCGAACAUGUGGGUGUGUGUUGGAGUUUCCGCCUUUGUUGCGGUCUCGGGAUCAUUUGCGGCAAGGUCAGUUGAUAGUCAACUAUCUGGUGGUUCGUUGAGAACUUGUUCAGUUAAGGAAACACUGGAGAAUCAGCCACCAGUACUUCGAAUUGAUGAAUGCUUGUCUCCUGCAUCUAUUGAUUCUGUUGUAAUUGCAGAAAGGGACUCAAAGAAUGGAAAAUAUGCAAGUGUAAGCCCCAUCAAUUCAGUUGACUGCUUGGAGGCUGAUCAGCUUAUGCAAGAUAUUCAUUCUGGGGUGCAUGAAAGUGACUUCAAUUGCACACCUUAUGUCCCUGUUUACAUAAAACUUCCAGCUGGUAUUAUUAAUAAAUUUUGCCAGUUGAUGGAUCCUGAAGGCAUUAGGCAAGAGCUAAUCCAUAUUAAGUCCUUAAAUAUUGAUGGUGUUGUUGUGGAUUGUUGGUGGGGCAUUGUUGAAGGCUGGAACCCACAGAAAUACGUGUGGUCUGGUUAUAGGGAGCUUUUUAACAUUAUUAGAGAAUUCAAGCUUAAUUUACAGGUUGUUAUGGCGUUUCAUGAAUGUGGAGGGAAUGAUUCUAGUGAUGCAUUGAUUUCCCUCCCACAAUGGGUUUUAGAUAUUGGAAAAGACAACCAGGACAUAUUUUUCACAGAUCGUGAAGGACAGAGAAAUACUGAAUGCUUAUCUUGGGGGAUUGACAAAGAGCGGGUUCUCAAAGGAAGAACUGGAAUCGAGGUUUAUUUUGAUAUGAUGAGAAGCUUUCGGACAGAGUUUGAUGACCUGUUUACAGAAGGUUUAAUUUAUGCUGUAGAAGUUGGACUUGGAGCAUCUGGCGAGCUGAAAUACCCUUCUUUUUCAGAAAGGAUGGGGUGGAGGUAUCCUGGUAUUGGUGAGUUUCAGUGCUAUGAUAAAUACCUGCAACAUAGUCUGCGCAGAGCAGCCAAACUACGCGGUCACUCUUUCUGGGCUAGAGGACCUGAUAAUGCUGGGCACUACAAUUCUAUGCCACACGAGACUGGAUUCUUUUGUGAACGGGGUGAUUACAACAACUAUUAUGGACGCUUCUUCUUACAUUGGUACUCCCAGACUUUAAUAGACCAUGCGGAUAAUGUUUUGUCUCUUGCAAGCCUUGCUUUUGAGGAAACAAAAAUUAUUGUCAAGGUUCCUGCUGUACACUGGUGGUACAAGACUCCUAGUCAUGCAGCAGAGUUGACAGCAGGAUAUCAUAACCCCACAAAUCAGGAUGGAUACUCUCCGGUGUUUGAGGUUCUGAAAAAACACGCUGUCACCAUGAAAUUUGUCUGCUUAGGAUUUAAUCUUUUCAACCAGGAAGCUAAUGACUCAUUGGUUGAUCCAGAGGGAUUGAGUUGGCAGAUAUUAAACUCAGCUUGGGAACGAGGUUUGGUCACUGCUGGAGAGAACACACUCUUUUGCUAUGAUAGAGAAAGGUACAAGAGAUUGGUCGAGAUGGCAAAGCCCAGAAAUGAUCCUGAUCAGCGGCACUUUUCAUUCUUUGUUCAUCAGCAACCCUCUCUACUUCAGGGAAAUGUUUGCUUGUCGGAAUUGGAUUUCUUCAUCAAAUGCAUGCAUGGUGAGAUGACAGGGGAUCUGUAAUGGCUGCAAAUCUCACUUUUUAACUAUGUCGUUUUGCUGGGUGUGGUUAUCCUGUUGUGGCUGCGUAGGGACAUGAUUGAAAAUUGCUAGUCGUCUUAUCUUAUUGUACUUCAAUGUCUUCAGUGACAACGUUGGCUAUAUAAGCUUUGUGUAAAGCCGUAAUAUAAUUUUCUCAUAAAAAAGCCAUAA
Molecule: messenger RNA, 2583 nt
Organism: Lathyrus oleraceus (garden pea)
Lineage: Eukaryota; Viridiplantae; Streptophyta; Magnoliopsida; Fabales; Fabaceae
Product: beta-amylase 8
Exons: 10
Coding region: 769-2394 (541 amino acids)
Biological process (GO): polysaccharide catabolic process
Molecular function (GO): beta-amylase activity
Source: RefSeq, a predicted model, not a curated record